UCAGUUUCUUUUUCUCUGUCUUUGCGUGCGGUUCAGUUUUAGAAGUAGGAAGAAUCGUUCAAGUAGAGGCGAGAUCCGUGCGUUUUCCUUUUACCCGACUCGAAUACAUUUUUAAAUAAACAAAUAUAUAUAUAUAAGAAAAGGAAUUCUUUAUUAGUUAAUGAACGCAGUGUACAACAAAUGCAAAUUAACAUUGAAACAUUCAAAAGCAAUAAGAUAUCAAAGAGUGUUAAAGCAACAAAUAUAUAAUAGCCUUUUGUUUAGCAAUUGUGCAAUACCCGAAAACCCGAACAUAGAGAAACAGUCGAAAGAGUUAAAUACGCAUCAUAAAAGAAUCUCGGCAACAAAAAAUAUAUUAAAAGAGCAUUGUGCAACUAAGUAAACAAUUGUAAAAGCUUAAACAAAACACGCUCACCCACACACAUAUAGAAAUAUAUACACAUACUACAACAAAAUGAGUGUCUGUGAGAACAAGACCGUUGUGCAACAGCAAUUGCAACAACAGGCCGCCGCUGCCGUUGCGGCUGCCGCAGCCGCUGCCGUUGCUCAGCAGCAGCAACAGCAACAACAACAGCCCACGCAAGUGGUGCCACAGUCGCAGCACAUGACGCCCCAGCAACAACAACAGAGCACACAAAGCAUUGCCGACUAUUUGGCACAAUUGCUGAAGGAUCGCAAACAGUUGGCCGCAUUUCCCAAUGUCUUCACGCAUGUGGAGCGACUGCUGGACGAAGAAAUUGCACGUGUUCGUGCCUCCCUAUUCCAGAUUAAUGGCGUUAAGAAGGAGCCCCUCACCCUGCCCGAGCCCGAGGGCGCUAUGGUGACGCUGAACGAGAAGGUUUAUGUGCCAGUGCGUGAGCAUCCAGAUUUCAACUUUGUUGGCCGCAUUUUGGGACCGCGCGGCAUGACAGCCAAACAAUUAGAGCAAGAGACUGGUUGUAAGAUAAUGGUACGCGGCAAGGGCUCCAUGCGGGACAAAAAGAAGGAGGAUGCCAAUCGUGGCAAGCCCAACUGGGAGCACUUGUCUGACGACUUGCAUGUUCUGAUUACCGUCGAGGAUACCGAGAAUCGCGCCAAAGUCAAAUUGGCUCAGGCAGUCGCUGAAGUGCAAAAGCUGCUCGUGCCGCAAGCCGAAGGCGAAGAUGAGCUAAAGAAACGUCAACUUAUGGAAUUAGCCAUUAUUAACGGCACAUAUAGGGACACAACAGCGAAAUCAGUCGCAGCUUUCUCAUGCGUUGGUUCUCCUUCUGCUUCUGUUCUGUAUCCCGCAGUGUGCGAAGAGGACUGGCGCCGUUUGGUUGCUGCAUCGGAUAAUCGCCUGCUGACACCCACAUUAUCGGGACUGGCCACCCAGAUACGUAAUCCCGCCAGUGCACCGCUCGGCGCACCAUUGAUACUUAAUCCACGAAUGACAGUGCCGACAUCAGCGGCCAGUAUACUGUCCGCCCAGGCAGCGCCAACAGCCGCCUUCGAUCAGACCGCCCAUGGCAUGAUCUUUGCAUCGCCAUACACCGACUACGCGAACUAUGCAGCACUGACCGCCAAUCCUCUGUUGACGGAAUAUCCAGAUCAUAGCGUUGGUCGAUAUAUGCAUGCCGGCUCCGUCUUUUGAACUUUUUUUUGUUUGCGUGCACCAAGAAUUUAUUGAAGUCCAUAUAAAUUGUUAGUUUUUAGUACCAGCUUAAACAAUCUGUAUAUGUAUUUAUAUAUGCAUAUGCAUCUACAUAUCUACAUAUGUAUAUAAAUACAGCAAAAGAGAAGCAAGAUUCUGCCGUUGACAGUGCACAACACAGGACAUAUUCAAAACAUAUUGAACGUAGUAGUACUACAUAUUUAACUAUAGCUACGUAUAUACAUAAACACACACUUGAACAUAUAUAAUUUAUUUAGCAAUGCACAACAACAACAACAAAUACUCAAGUAAACAACUGCAGCUUCUCUGUAAGCAACAAAAACAAGAAACAAACAAACAAACAACUGAAAAUAUUGAACAAAAAUGAAAGAGAAUGAAAAACAAGUUACUCAAGUAAAUAUGAUUAUUGCUCGUCGAGAAAUUUUUUGUUAGUUCAUAGGUCGCAAACAUUUCUAAAAAACUGGCAGCUAACGAUUGAAAAAUAAGUGAUUUUUAGGCGCUUAGAAGAUUUUUAUUUUCAUUAAAAAAAAUUUUCUAUUUAUUUUUAUUUUUAAUUUUUAUAAUUAAUGUUUUGGGUUUGUGUUUCGUCAGCUCUCUUCAAACAAUUUGCAAAUUUUCUACUUCGGAACAUGAGUAUAUUCUAGUUGACAACAGCUGCAACAGCAACAACAAUGACGACAGUGAAGCAAUUUGUUGUUUGUUGUUGUCGUUGUUGUUUUGGGAACAAUGAGUAUUCUACUUACAUACAUACAUACAUAGACAUGCAUAUUACUUAAAGCCUUCAACCAAGUUGCUGCAAGUUUUUUGUUUAGCCAUUUAAGUAGUAUAUUUACAGAUGUCUAUGUUUUCUAGUUUUCUAUUUAUAUAUAUACAUAUAUAUUCACAUACGCUUAGGUCUUGAAUAACUUUUGUUAUUUAUUUACACUUCUUUUUGAUUUAACGGUGUAGGUUGAUGUUUAUUUGAGUUGAAUCUCUUUGACUUUUUUCUUUCUUUUUUUUUGUCUUUCCUUUUUUGUUGGGUUUUCUAUUUUAAUUAAGUGCAAUGUCUAGCUAAUAGCUAAUUAGUUUUGUGUGGUAGCAGUUAAGCGCAGUAUUUAUGCACAAGUGUACCUUACGACAAGUUCAAGUUAAACAUUUGAUUUCCGUACCGUUUGAUUUUUUUCCAGUCAGUGCCAUUUAUAUUUCGUUUGGUAGUAAUUGGCUAACAGCCUCACGUCGAUUUUUUGUAGCAUUUUAAAAUAUAUUCAUAUAUAUAUACAUAUAUAUUAAUCACUUUAUAUGUAGUAGUGUAUAGAUGGAGCCUUGAAUCGAGUUGGUGCUUAAACAUUUUUGUAGACAUAGGUUAGUUGAGGUUCUCAGGCAGCCGUCCAACAAUAUUUUGCACAACUAGUCAGCAAAAAGCGCGCAUCAAAUCACCAGACAGACAGACAGCUGGAGGAAUGCUAAAGAACUGUAAA
Molecule: messenger RNA, 3090 nt
Organism: Drosophila mojavensis
Lineage: Eukaryota; Metazoa; Arthropoda; Insecta; Diptera; Drosophilidae
Gene: how
Product: protein held out wings
Exons: 8
Coding region: 455-1612 (385 amino acids)
Biological process (GO): regulation of mRNA splicing, via spliceosome
Cellular component (GO): nucleus
Molecular function (GO): mRNA binding
Source: RefSeq, a predicted model, not a curated record